AUGCAGCCUCACUACUGCUCAAGGUGCGGUCGACAGUUCGAGACGCAAACUGAGGAAAGGUGUCACACAAGGCAACAGGACUGCAGCAAGCGAGCCAACCAACCGCCCGAUGGAAUCACCCACGACCAACAGAAGGAGCUCAAAGAAAGGGUAGACCGCAAGCUCGCCGUGAAGGAGCAGUGGUUCGCCGUCUGGGCCAUCGUAUUCCCCGAUAUGCCGCCACCAGAAUCACCCUAUGUUUACAGCCCUACCCGUGAGGUGGCAACGAAUAUGCGAAACUACUGGCAAGAAAGCGCGGCGGAGAUGCUGGCUGACCAUGCUGACCGCAUGCUGGGUAUUGACGGGGAACGGAUCAUUGGUGGUUUGAAUACGUUUAUGGAAACCUUCUUCGAUCAAUUCAUCGAGGAGCAUACCUCUGGUGCCGAGGGAGAGCAAGUUUCGGAUUCAUCCUCAGAUGGUAGUCCAGACAAGAAACUGACGCAAUUCUACAGGAACAGCAUUUUCCUCUGGGAGGGCGCCGGCUAUACCAUCGCCAAGCAGUAG
This is a messenger RNA of Colletotrichum fioriniae, 543 nucleotides long. The record is from RefSeq and is a predicted model, not a curated record. Lineage: Eukaryota; Fungi; Ascomycota; Sordariomycetes; Glomerellales; Glomerellaceae.